GGUGGCGCGGCGGAGCAGGGAGGGGAUAGGGGCGGCGCUGUCUGACCAAUCGAAGCUCAACCGAAGAGCUAAAUAAUGUCUGACCCCAGAGCCUGGCGCUGGCUGAGCUCCGGGUGCCCGCCGCUGCCGCCGCGCCAGGGCGCACCCGCUGGCUGGCAGUCGCACGGUCCCCGCCGCGCCGGGGACUCCCGGGCCUGGAGAAGGAGGCCGCCUGGGGCGACGCGCCACCUCCGCCUGGGGAAGCUUUGAUGAGACCGGCUUCCUCCCUCUGCCGCCACCGCUGCUGUGGGGCAGACGGGAAAGCGCACGGGGCCCGGGACAGGGCGCAGGGGCCAAGAGCGUGACAACGAUGUGACUCCGCUGCCGGGGACCCGAGAGCUUUGUGUGGACCCCGAGUUCCACCAGGUGAGAAGAGUGAUGACCAUCCUUUUCCUUACUAUGGUUAUUUCAUACUUCGGUUGCAUGAAGGCUGCGCCCAUGAAAGAAGCAAACGUCCAUGGACAAGGCGGCUUGGCCUACCCAGGUGUGCGGACCCAUGGGACUCUGGAGAGCGUGAAUGGGCCCAGGGCAGGUUCGAGAGGUCUGACGACAUCACUGGCUGACACUUUUGAACAUGUGAUCGAAGAGCUGCUGGAUGAGGACCAGAAGGUUCGGCCCAACGAAGAAAACCCUAAGGACGCGGACUUGUAUACUUCCCGGGUGAUGCUCAGCAGUCAAGUGCCUUUGGAGCCUCCUCUGCUUUUUCUGCUGGAGGAAUACAAAAAUUACCUGGAUGCUGCAAACAUGUCUAUGAGAGUCCGGCGCCACUCUGACCCAGCCCGCCGUGGGGAGCUGAGCGUGUGUGACAGUAUUAGUGAGUGGGUCACAGCGGCAGAUAAAAAGACUGCAGUGGACAUGUCGGGUGGCACGGUCACAGUCCUGGAGAAGGUCCCGGUAUCAAAAGGCCAACUGAAGCAAUAUUUCUACGAAACCAAGUGUAAUCCCAUGGGUUACACGAAGGAAGGCUGUAGGGGUAUAGACAAACGGCACUGGAACUCGCAAUGCCGAACUACUCAGUCGUAUGUUCGGGCGCUUACUAUGGAUAGCAAAAAGAGAAUUGGCUGGCGAUUCAUAAGGAUAGACACUUCCUGUGUAUGUACACUGACCAUUAAAAGGGGAAGAUAGUGGAUUUAUGUUGUAUAGAUUAUAUUGAGACAAAAAUUAUCUAUUUGUAUAUAUACAUAACAGGGUAAAUUAUUCAGUUAAGAAAAAAAUAAUUUUAUGAACUGCAUGUAUAAAUGAAGUUUAUACAGUACAGUGGUUCUACAAUCUAUUUAUUGGACAUAUCCAUGACCAGAAAGGAAACAGUCAUUUGCGCACAACUUUAAAAGUCUGCAUUACAUUCCUCGAUAAUGUUGUGGUUUGUUGCCGUUGCCAAGAAUUGAAAACAAAAAGUUAAAAAAAAAUAAUAAAUUGCAUGCUGCUUUAAUUGUGAAUUGAUAAUAAACUGUCCCUCUUUCAGAAAACAGACAAAACAAAAAAACAACAAAAAAAAUACAAAAAUCUGAACCAAAACAUUCCGUUUACAUUUUAGACACUAAGUAUCUUCGUUCUUGUUAGGACUCUGUUUUACUGCUUUCGACUUCUGAUAGCGUUGGAAUUAAAACAAUGUCAAGGUGCUGUUGUCAUUGCUUUACUGGCUUAGGGGAUGGGGGAUGGGAGGGGAAUCUUUCUGUUUGUUUUGUGUUUUAUUUUGUUUGUUUGUUUGUUUUGUUUUUUAGUUCCGCCAGGAGUAGGGAUGGAGAAAAUUCUUCAGUAUCCAUUCUGGUUGAUAAAACGUUAUAUUUGUAUGUUGUAAAGAUGUUUGCAAAAUCCAAUCAGAUGACUGGAAAGUGAAUAAAAAUUAAGGCAACUGAAUAAAAUGCUCACACUCCACUGCC
Molecule: messenger RNA, 1919 nt
Organism: Peromyscus californicus insignis
Lineage: Eukaryota; Metazoa; Chordata; Mammalia; Rodentia; Cricetidae
Gene: Bdnf
Product: brain derived neurotrophic factor
Exons: 2
Biological process (GO): cell surface receptor protein tyrosine kinase signaling pathway; memory; neuron projection morphogenesis
Molecular function (GO): nerve growth factor receptor binding; growth factor activity
Source: RefSeq, a predicted model, not a curated record